AAGUACAAAGAGGCCGUUAUAUACCUUGGUCACAAUAUUUGUCAUCGAUUUUAUACUUAUUCGAACUUUAUGGCACAAUUUUGCCAUUAUUUGGUUCAGCAUGGAUAUUGUGGGUACAUUUCACUUAUGCUGACUUGCUACCUUCCGAUGAUACAAGCAAAGAAUCUCGUUAUUGUCAGCUGUAUAAUAAGCAAUGUCAAGCUGAGGUUAUUAUUUAUUCGUUUGCCGCGUUAUUUUUAUGGAUUGUUAUU
Molecule: messenger RNA, 251 nt
Organism: Ambispora gerdemannii
Lineage: Eukaryota; Fungi; Glomeromycota; Glomeromycetes; Archaeosporales; Ambisporaceae
Source: the annotation of a GenBank genome assembly